AGAGGAUGUCCCCCAAGCCCGCCUACGUGGUGACCAGCGAGUCGUCUUUCCCGAGAGCUUCAGACACCGCCGCCGCCACCGGGGUGUGCGCCUCCUGCGCCCUGUCCCCGCCAGGCAGCCCCAGUCCGGCGCCGCCGCGGACCUGCGCCGACAGCGAGCCCCGAGCUCCCAAGAAAGGCAGGGCGCGGCGCGGGGGUCGCAGCCGGCCCAAGAGCGACGCGGCGCUAAGCAGACAGCGACGCAGCAGGCGCAUGAAAGCCAACGACCGCGAGCGCAACCGAAUGCACAAUCUCAACUCGGCGCUGGACGCGCUGCGCGGCGUGCUGCCCACUUUCCCGGACGACGCCAAGCUCACCAAGAUUGAGACGCUGCGCUUUGCGCACAACUACAUCUGGGCGCUGACCGAGACGCUUCGCAUGGGGGAGCACGGCCUUCGGGGGCUAGGGCUGGGUCUGGAACUGGGACUGACCCCGCCGCCGCUCCCUGCUGGGGAGCUCAGCAGCCCCGGCAGCGCCUCCUCCUCCUCCUCCGGGGAGUGGGGCUCGCUCUAUUCUCCAGCUUCGCAGGCGGGCAGUCUAAGCCCCACCACCUCGCUGGAGGAGCCGCCGCCUUUGCCCUCAGCCGCUUCCCCGGUCUGUCUGGGCCCCGAAGGCCUGUCCUUCCCCGACUUUGUGUAGAAGUGCCCAGGAGAGCCUCGGAGGCCAGUGGGUCCACGCGUGGGCGCAUGCUCUAGGCACUAGCUCUUCGACCUUCGGGCAGCUUUCCCAUUUCAGAUUCUUCUUGCACAGUGCCCACUUUCUACCAGGUUUGGGGGAUUUAUACAUGAUCAUUCUUCUCGGGCAAACUUAGAGUCGACAAGUGUCUGCAGUUUAGCCACCAGGUCCCACCGAACUUCUAUAAAAAGACUAGAUGUAUAGUGGUGGAAUCAAAGCGCGUUCUCGCCGCCUCCGGUCUCUUCUGUCUGACCCCUUUUCUGCCUCGGCCCAUUCGCUCAUCUUUCUAGUAUCUCUGGACUUUCAUCUCGGAGUCCGUUUUUCUCGAUGUCUCUGUGCUUUCUGGUGGCACGAAUGUCUUUGUCUCUGUAUCGUUUUACGUGUUUUUUUUUCCCUUGUGGAGUCUACAUCAGUUUCUGUCUCUGUCUGUCUCUGUCUCUCUCAGUCUUUGUCUCUCUCUCUGUCUUUGUCUCUGUCUCUGUCUCUCUCUCUGUCUCUCUCUGUCUUUGUCUCUGUCUCUGUGUCUGUUUCUGUUUCUCUGUCACACACACACACACACACACACACACUCCGUAAGUGCUCCCCUCCUCCAUUCGGGGCUGCUUUUUUCCCCCACUAGGAGCGCCCUGUCCCGCCCCCCCCCCCCCCCACGGCUCCAGACCCCCAGCUCCUCUCUUACUCAAUCGAGGGCGAAGACGCUCAGCCUUGUCCUCUCGCACUUUCCGGAGCUGCCGCCAGAGAUGAGAACGCGGGUGAGGUCUGAGCUCGAUGGAGCUCUGGGGCCAAAAGGCUGUGCCUGAGGCCACGACUCCGACUUAGCUCUUGCAGCUCGCCCCACUUCUGGGAGCCAGAGGUCGGGACCUCGGUGCAGGACCUGGGGAGAACAAAAUCUCUUCUUGAAAUCAGGUCGUGAUUUUUAUGCUGUCUUUUGGGAUGCUGAUUUUUUUUUUUUUUUUGGUACUUGGACACAGUAAAUUAUAUUAAUUUUUCCAUUUUGUAUUUAUUAAUAUUUCAUAGUGUGAAAAUAUAUAUUUUGUAAAUAAGAUUAUUUUGAUCUCGGUGAAAGCCUUUUGGUGCCAAUAAAAU
This is a messenger RNA of Antechinus flavipes (yellow-footed antechinus), 1799 nucleotides long. It is a transcript of the gene NEUROG3, whose product is annotated as neurogenin 3. Bases 6 to 677 code for a protein of 223 amino acids. The transcript has a single exon. NCBI's taxonomy places the organism in Eukaryota, Metazoa, Chordata, Mammalia, Dasyuromorphia, Dasyuridae. The record is from RefSeq and is a predicted model, not a curated record. Gene Ontology annotation, molecular function: protein dimerization activity.